GAAAGUAGAUAAAUAUGUAACAAAAUAUUGUAUAAUAUGUCUUUCCCAUUACAACUGGAAAUUGUUACCACCUGUGAUGCAAAGACGAAAAAGUCUUGGAGAAGAGUACAAUGGGACGGUACACAAUCAGAAAAUAUAACUUUGCUUGGUCGAAGAACAAUUGCACAGCUUAAUCUAGUGUCUGGAAAGAAAAAAAGAGUGGAUGCAUCCAUCAGAAAACUUCUAGGAAAAGUUGUGUAUAUAAAUACAAGUACCUCUGGAGAAUGUGUCGUGGGGAUGCUACAGGAUGGACAUUUAUUUCGAUGGAGAAAAGGUACCAGAACAAUCACCAACAUAUUUCCAUGUCCUGACUUCACACCGAUUAUUGGAGAGGGAGACGCCACUAAUAAAAGUAUAAUCAGACGACCUAGACUUUUUAUUGGAGAUGAUGGAAACACCAUUUUGUUAUUUUCACGACAUAGUGGAGUUUAUAUUUGGAGAAGUGUCGGAUUUCACAACAGUGGAUGGACAAGAGUAACAAUAGGAAAUGCUGCGUUUGCAUUGUUUUCUGCUAAAGGAGUAACACUAGAUGCUGUGUUCUUUAAUGAUGAGGUAGAAGGAUCAACUUGUAAUUGCUCGUUUGUUUCGUCAUCUGACAACAAUCUGACAGUUGGGACAUUAUCAUUAAGACUCAACCAACAGGAAUGUCCUGCAACCUAUUUUUUGAACAAAUAUCCAUGUGGUGAUUUUCAUCCACCUUGUAUUCCUAUACAUGCAAGAAAAUCUCUUUUACCUUGCUGGUCAAGAAAUGGUAGAAUACUUUCUGUAGCAGUGAAUCAGAGGAUGCCAUCAAUGACGAAGAUUCUUUUAAUACAACCUCAUACUGGUGCUGUAAUAAGUGUCGGAUUUACUGAUGUUUUGAAAAAUGCUGUUGCCAUGAGUUUCUGGAUAACAUGUAUGAGUUGGACAUUUGACAAUCUUAUUCUGGCAUGUUCAACAAAACAAGGAGCAGUUCUUCUCGUGUCAUCAUCCGGAAAUAUUUUAAGUUUAAUGGCUGAAACGUUGACUGAAAAUUUUGGUCCUGGUAUUUUCUUACCUCUUGAAGGAUUAGUUGGAUUUCGUAGACCGGCUGUGGAAAACCUCACACGUGAUCCUGAAGAUUCAACAGAUACAUCUAUGCAAUCAUCUAUUGUUCCAGUAAAGAAAAGAAAACCAAAAUUUACAGUUGCUGCUCAUCCACAAUUACCAAUUUUAUUAUGCAGUGAUGGACGAAGCGUUGCCGCUAUAAAAAUGAUAAAUGCAUCUCAAAAACAUGAUAUUAUCGUCUCUAACGUUGCGGAAACCGUUCAACGAUUGUAUAGAAUUAUAAAUCUUCAUCAUCUACAGGUAAAUAUUUUGGAUCCGCUGUCGUAUUUUCUCCCUUCGGAAGCACGGCAAGAGAAUAUGACAGACAAAGAAAUUCGUUGGCGUAAAAUUAUCAAACUUCGCCAUGAGAAAAUAUAUCUUAUCAAAGAUAAAAAUGUUACUGAGAAUGCAGGACAAGCUGCUCCUGUUUCAUUCAUACUACAAGAUUCUGAUCACCCUACCUCUGGUUACACAAACACAGAAGAAAAAUCCAAUGAUGAUGUCGAUGAUAAAGAUGAAUUACAGUCACUGAUGCAAGUUUCCGCUAUAAAUUUGUUGGCUGAGAUUGCAACUUGUCGAACAAAGAUAUUAUCAAUUUUGACUUUGAUGCUCGUAUCCUCCGAAGAAAAACAAAACCAAAACAACGACAAUCGAACUCAAAUUGAUGCUGACGUAAACGAUUUUACAGAAAAUGAAUUAAAGAAAAUGUUCAUGCUGACGAUAAAACUUUAUUGUGAUAUUCUUCUGCAGCUUGAAGAUGUUGUAGAUUUGCUUCCAUAUGAACCAAACACAAGUUCUACUACGAGGACAACAAAACCGCUUUCAUUACGAGAAUUGAUUUGUGAUGCACCAGUAUCUCUCGGACGUGGCAUCGUUUCACUUAUAUUAUGGAACGAAAUGACACAUUCAGAAUCUACUUUGAUAUCGAUGAUCAUUUUUGAAAUUGUAAACACGUUACUGAUGUCCAGCAGAAAAUCUUCAGAAGGAUGUUUGGGAAAUGAAGAUAUUGCUCAGAAUAUACAUCGAACUUUUUUGUUUUUGAUCAGAAGUGAAUCUUUCAUGACAAAGAAGUCAAGGUUUCACUGCAAUUCAUCUAAAUCCGACAUCAUUUCAUCCUUACAAUCUGUUGAACAUGUCAAUAUUGAUCCCAACCCUGAAAAUGAAAAUAUGGACGUUGCAUCAGACCCAGAAGAAAAUAAUAAUGAUGUAGAAACUUCAGAAACAACAAAUUCAUUCUAUUUUACAUUGUCUUGGAAAUUACUGGGUGAACAUGUGAUGAAAUUUCAAAUGAUGAAUCAGAAUUCGAAAAAUGAACUUCCUUUGAUUGAUGCCAUAGUUUCCUAUAUACAAAUACACACUUCAAAACAGCUAGUUCCAAUUCCAUGCACUGUGAAGGAUGACAAAAUACUGACAACAAGGAAUAUUGUUUAUAUGUGUAACUGCUUGUCAAAUUAUGAUAUCUGUAAUGCGUUGUCAUCUGCGUAUGCGAUUGUUUCAUCUCAGCUUACUAAUACAAGUAAAUGGACAGAUGAGAAAUGGUCUCCUGUGGAAAUGAUAGCCCAAGUGAUGGCUUCAUAUUUUUGUGGUUCUGAAGUACUGGUGCCUACUUGUAUGACGUCGAUAUCGAAAGAUGUAAAAUAUGGAGGGGUUUCAAACAGUCAUUUUGAUCAAGCUGUGAGACUUGAACAAAAGCUCAUUAUAUCUGCUGUCAGAGAUCAUUCGUUAGAUGAAUCAUGGAACAUCAACACUGCAAUUUUGCUGUUACUUUCAUGUGGUCAGAUAAAACAAGCUUCUCUAAUCGCUUUUUCUGUCGGCGAUUGGAGAUCAGCAUUAACGCUUUCUGCUCUUCACGAAAAAACGAGCUUUUUUGAGACAGACUUUGCAACAAAUUCACUUUAUAAUGCUGUCUCAAAAUCUGACAAAAUUGAUAUUUCUGUCCUAUUGAAGAACCGGCUAGCUGAUAUUUUUUCUAUGUUAUUUGGUGUUAAAGUUCAUUUAGAAGAUGACAAUUCUCCAGGAAUUAUUAUCAAUGAUGACGCAAAGUAUUUGGGAUUAGAUCCGACUCUUUACACAAAAUGUCUUUCUGAUUUUUUUAAAGUGUCCGUAAUGGUUGGGGAAAAUGUCACAUCUUGGUCAACAUGUGCCAUGCUCGGUGCAUUGAAAAUGAAAUGCACUAAUAUUAUCUCUCUUGUAAUUGAUAAUAAUAUUCGUCUACCCCACCCACAGUUAUAUCUACCUCAAUCAGUGACGCAAACACUUGGAAACGAAAGUGAAGUCAAAACGAGGAUGGAAAUUGCUGGAAUGUUACGUACUUUACUCACAAUGUUACAGUCUAUCGGUAUUACUCGUGUUGUUGCGCAAUGGUAUUUAAAGUGGUUAGAUCGUGAAACAUCAUGUGACCAUCCACAUCAUGAAUCUGUAAAAAGCAAAAAUCUUGAAAUUCCGAAAGGAUAUUCGUUAGCUGAUAAUGACAUGCUGAAAGACGUAAUAACUCAAGGAUUAGAGUUAAACCUUGUUUCAAUGCACGGUGACGCAAGUCAUGACGCAAUAUAUAUUCUUGCUACAGUUUUCAGAGAAAUUUGUGCGAUUUUAUGGAUGUUUCAUGUGCGGGAUAAACUUGCAGUAGCGCUUCGCAAGUAUCAGGAAUUGAGAGAUAAGCUGUCCUUCCUUCUACAAGAUGGCGGCGAUUCAAGAGAUAUAAAUGAAAUGCAGAUAAUGAUGGAAAAAAGCAUCCACGAUUGUUUGUUUUGGACCCGUAAAAUGAUUUCGUUUGCGAAGUUUAUGAGGUUCGAAGCAGAAAUUGAAGAUUUGAUUUUAUGUUUGGUUACGGAAUUACCGUUAAGUGUUGAAACAGCGAAUCUUAUUGCAGAAUUUUUCCACGAUGAUAAUUUUACAACUCCGAAGAAUAAACACAAAAUGCAAGUUGUUAUGGAAAGAAUGAGAAAAGUGCAAAUUGUUAAUAAAAAUGAUCCGACUACGAAACCGCUGAGCGCUAUAUUCAACGAGGAACGCCAACGUUUAAAAAGAGUGGCAGCAGCAAAAAAAGAUGCAUUAUCACGUGGAAGCCAUUUUUCUUUGCCGAGAACAUCUAUGACAGAUAUAAUGAAAAGUUUGCCGACCGAGGAAGCAGACUCUCGGACAAACACUCUCACUCGAGAUGAGCCAUCUCAAAUAUAUGAUAUGACACCUAAUGACCUUUUGAAAACCCUCGACAAAUGUUAUGCAUUCGAAUCAGAUAAUUUAUACCAUAAAUAUAUUCUUGAAUUUCUGGAAAUAAUUUUGAAUAAGUCUCCUCCAAGUAAAACUUUUACUCCAAAAAAAGAAAAGAAAUCAAGAAUUAUUUCAAGGCCGCUAAGUUAUCCUCUUGUAUUAACGUAUCGGAAUGAAAUUGCGAAAGCUGAAUUAGAGAUGAUACCACCUUACGACGGGCAAAAAGUAACGCCAUUAACAAUGACAGUUCCGAUACCAAAAUAUGCAGAACCUUCAUUAGACUCUGAAGUAGAUGAAAGUAUCGAUACAGUUCAGACAUAUGCAACCACUGAUAGAAGAAAAUUAGGAAUGACAUAUUUCAGCGAUAUAGAAAAAAAGUGUGAAGCGGAAAUUUUUGGUCUUAACCAUGCAAAAGAAAAAUGUGAUUUUACAUCUGUUUUGAGAGAAUUACCACAUAUGAGGUUGGAUGAUGCGUCGCCAAGUUUUCGAAAACGUCUCGCAAGACUGAUGCCUUAUUUUGCUUGGUUAGAACAUUGGAGAACGGAAGUUAUCAAUGUACCACAAAAACAUCAGUAUUCCUUGCAACAGAAGUCUGGAAUGAGAGUUACAAUCAGUACAGAACAUCUUGUUCAUGGUUUUACUGUCGCUGAAUUUAGAUUCGGAAAAAAGGUCAAAUUCAAAACGACAAAGAGAGAUGAGUCUGUGACAUCAACGCUUGUAUCUGAAGAGGUGGAUGGCCACAGUCAAAUUAGUGAGAGUGAGAUUUCUGAAAUCACUCCAAUACCUGAAGAAGAAACUGACAUUGGAGAAACCAAACCACACAGUACUUUUGAUCAACUAUCUCAAGUCGUAGAACAAGAUAUCAAGGAUGAAACUAAAUCUGAGAAAGCAAUCGAAAAGCAAUCUGCUGUGAAAAUUGGAGAUGCUCCUGAUACUUUGAAAACUGUGACUCCGAUUACUGAUGUUUCAAAACAUAGUGAGAAACAAAAACAACAGGAUGAAACAGAACUUGGAAUAGAAGAUCUGAAAGCACCGGAUGUGUCUGCUGGAAACAUUCUAAGAAAGAUGGGGCAAAAAGAACCUUCCGAGGAAAUUGCACAUGAAAUAGUCAGUAAAGCUGAAUCUGUUACUGGAGUUGCUUCGCAUUCUGUUGUUUCUGUCUCAAGCACUGGUUUGCAAUCUGAUAUUAUGCCCGAUGGCGGCGGGAAAUUCAGAGGCUCCAGACUGACAAAGAAAAAAGAUCUAGAAAAACUGGAAUUACAACAUUUAAUACGAAACGAAAUGCAAAGUGUUAUGGUCGGACAUCAAGUUUUCAUUCUAGCUCAAAUCUUACAAUCUAUUGCAUUGCACGUCAGUACGAAUCAAAGUCACAUGACGCCAACACCUACACCUCAACAACAUAUCCCAUUACAACAACAACAACAAUCCCCUCCGCAGAAGCUGCGGAAAAACGACGGAAGAUUACAAAUGUUAACGUUAGACGGACAAUCAUCAUACGUGUUCCCAGAUCCAAAACCAACACAACGACAGUCGCGACAAUCUCGCGCUCCUCUCAAAAUUUUAUCUGAAAAUAGAUCAUUACUUAUGUCACACACAAGAUACCUUCAUGACGAAUCCAAUAAUGUUACUAACGUUCACCCAUCAGGAAAAAGUGCUUCGCAAGUUCCACCCCCUGUACCAGUUAUGUAUGAUGAAAGAAAAGUUCCACAUUAUGGUACCAUCAACCAAACCAAACCCGUUUCUGCUCCACAAGAAAAACCCAAAAAAGCAAAAUUUGAAUCGUCCGUCUUGACAGCAGAUAUGCUUGAAUCGAAACAACCUACUCAUGAACAACAAUCAGUCGAAAAAGGGGCGUGUCCAACUUGCCACUCCCAUUCUGAACCGAAGCAGCAAACUUCUAGGUUACCAUUACUCCAACUAGCAGGUAUCAGAGGAGCAAGAUCUAAGGCAUCAUCUGCACCUGGUAUGCCUGAAUUACCUCAACUGGUUGGAUUGAGACAGUUAUUGAGAUAUGAACAGAAAAGAAUGGAAAAAACACAAUUACAAUCUCAAAGUGUGAGAAACAUUCCACAACUUCCUUUGCUUGAUGCCACAAAAAUACCUGGUUUUUAUCAACUGAAACCGAAAAUUCGUGAAAUUCCUGUUUUCAAACCCACAAAUAUGCAGCAACAAAGAGUUCAUUUCAAAGAACCAGAAGCUCAAAAUAAAACUGUGGAAAGACUGCGAGAGAGUGGAGUUCCUCCAGAAGAUCAAGAAGAUUCUCAUGAAACACCUCGAUUAAAAAUACCGAGUGAGUUACUACCUCGAGUGUUAUCUCAAGAAGAGGCUGAUAAAAUAAGAAAUGGAGUGCUAGCUCAUUACAAAAUCGUGGCUGAUCAACAAAAGGCAAUGUUGCGAGAAGCUGGGCAACAAACGGUGGAGAUACAAGAAAAACCGGAUAAAUUUCCUCAACAUCUCGCAGAAGAACCAUAUCAAUAUCAAGAACCUAUUCGUCUGCCGAAGAAACAUAAAAUUGACAAGUAUGAGAUGCACGAAGACUUUGCUCAGAGAUUCCUAAGUGUAGAAGAGAGAGAAAGAUCUACUGCUAGCUCCAUUAAUACAACGAGUGACAAAAUCAGAGCAGAGAAAGUUGCAAGAAUUCAAGGUCCAGAUAAAGAUCAGAUACCAGCAAUGCAGAAAAUGGUUGAAUCACGUUGGUCAUCUGCUAUGAAUCAAAUGUCGAGUGAGGUGGAAGCAAUAUCAGGAAUUGAUAGAGAUUUGAGAUAUCGAAGAUAUGAGGAUGAAAUGAAUGGAAUAGAACAAGCAAGACCACCUGUUAUACCACAUGAUAUGCAACAGAUUCAUCUAAAAUCGGCUUCCCAAUCAAGCAUACAACAUGAUGACAGGUCACAAUCUACAACAGUUCAUUCUACUCAUUCAGAACGAGAGACUUAUAUUCCUAAGCCUGGAAUAAUUGGUGAAAUUGGUGAACGCAUCAGGAGAGAAAAAUUUGAACCAGCUUAUGUGCAACGCAGAUCUGCGUUUGAAACUGAUUUCAUGAAAUAUAGAAAGAAAAUUGAUGAAGCUUUGCAGUUAGCAGAUCCAGGUUUAUACAGAGAGAAAAGUGAUUCCAGUUUGAGAUCAUCUCGUCAUACUGCUGCUGCUUCAUCUAGUUUACAAAAGAUGGAUGAUACAAUGUUGAGUUCAUUAUCAUGGGAUGAAUUAGAAGCUAUGAUUACUGAAUCUGUGUUGAUGGAUGCUGGAACUGAUGGUGGAGAUUGGACUGCGGAAAUGAGUAGCGUAGAUGCAAGGAUACAAGAUAGUCUUCAAUUACUAAAUGAAUUACAAACAGAUCAACAAGAAUUCAAACGAGGCCCUAAGAAAGACAAUCGUGUAACCAAACAACAAAAAGUUCAGAAUGCCAAGAAAUCCAAGAAACAUGCAGCAGAUGUUGAUGCUCGGAUAAAUGAUGCCUUGUCUUUACUUGGUGAGAUCAAGAACGAUCAACGUCAAAUCAAAACGGGUCAAUUAACAAUGGUGAAAAGCUCUACACCAUCACAAAAAGGUCUUGGAAAAUCAAAGGGUGUGGACAAUUGGACAAUGGAAGCAAUGGAUUUACUAAAUGAACUAAAAACGGAAUUUGAACCCUCGAAGAAAGUUUCCGCCAAAGAGAAUUAUCCUCCAACUUAUACUAGAAAAUCUGACUCUGAAAAUAUGAGAGCACAUAUUGAAGAAGCAAUGGCUUUAUUGAGAGAUGAUAAUACGAAGUAAUCGUCAUGGCAACAGUUUGAUGGGACAGCUGAAGUAUUACUCUAUAACAGUAAACUAAUUAUACCUAACUAUAUGAACACUUGUCAAUAACAAUAUUUUUAUAAAUUUAAUUUUGGGUAAUGUUAGUUUGAAUUCAUUUGUAUAGUGGUUGAAAUGCCCAGUGUUACUUGUAGAGAAUCCGUUGUAGAAAUAUCAUGAUAAUUCACUAAAAGAUGUUUCUAACAGUAUUUACUAUUCUAAAUUCUUGAAAACAUGCUAUUCAAUCUCUUUCUAUAUCUAAGUGUACUUAAUAUUUAUUGACUAUAUAUCAGCUAACAUCCUAGUUUACUUAACAAUAAUGUGCUUUAUGUAUUAUCAUCACAUUAAGAGUAUUUUGUGGUGAGAGUGAAUUAUUGUAUUAGUAAUACAAAUCCUAGUUGAAAUUUCUAGUGAAGGAAGUUUUUGUAUCAUAUGCACAGAAGUGUGACAUUGACCUGUAAUUGAAUUACUCCUAAUCUGCUGUCUCUCUAUACUUUGUAGUUUCAAGACAUUUUCCACUGUGAUUUCUUCAUAUUACACAUUAUAUUAGUUUUUAUAAUCCCCCUGAAUUUUGAAAAAUGCGCCAUGCAUGCAUAGGUUGCACAAGCUAUACUGUAAAAUUUCACACUUUUUUUGUCCACAACGUCCUUUCUAAUGUGCAUCCAUAAUGCCAUUUAUAUACAAUUUUGCAAAGUUUGAAAAUCCAAAAUUUUCAACACUUUUAGUGGAUAAUCAGUGGUACGAUGUCAAUAUGUAUUGACGUUACGAUAUGGAAACCAAUAUUACUUGUUUAUCUUCUCUCACCAAGACUGUACAAUAAAUAUUAAUACGAAGCCUUGAUAUAUCCGGAUGUACAAAAUUUAGCCUAAGACAUUGAAAUUUACGAAGAUUAUUACUUAGAUUAUAGUUAUUCUAUUGGUGUUGUUUAUCCAUAGACUUUGGAAAUUAUGAUUCAUAUAUUAUAUUUUUAUUUAUUUGUAUCUUUUUAUAUACUCAGUGUAGAAACCAAGCUUAAAUAAAUUUACUCAUUCUCUCGUGAAA
This is a messenger RNA of Styela clava, 9123 nucleotides long. RefSeq lists its product as uncharacterized. NCBI's taxonomy places the organism in Eukaryota, Metazoa, Chordata, Ascidiacea, Stolidobranchia, Styelidae. The record is from RefSeq and is a predicted model, not a curated record.